AUGGAAGGUGUAAACACUUCCUGUUUUGUGCCAUUUUUCUUACAGUUGGUUUUUGCUACAUAUGUGUUAUGUGGAAAUAUUCAUUUGAACAAAAUAUCUACCUUAUACAUACCUGUGUCUUAUACUGCUGGGGCACCUGUUUUCUCGUUGAGGGGAGGAUCUGCCGAACAAUUAGCGUAUGAUUCACAGGAUAAGAUAGUGUACAUCGUUGGAGCAUCCAAACUUAAUGUUAUCGACAUUUCAAAUGUCCAAAGCCCGAAGAUUCUUUUCAAUAUCAGUUUAGCUGAUUCUGAUCCCACUGACGUGGAAUUCUGUGGGGAUCAUGUGUUUGUCGCUCUGGAUAAUAACCAGGAUAGAGAAGCUGGGAGAGUGGUCGUCUUCGAGAAGUAUAACAAGAAAUCUAAUGCAAUGAAAACUGUUUUUAAUAUUACAGUGGGAUCUCUACCAGACAUGCUUCUGCCUUCCUCAAAUUGUAGCACUGUUCUAAUUGCCUUGGAGGCGGAAGCUUUUGCCAGAGACGGUGAAUUAGUGGACCCUGAAGGUGGUGUUGGACUUUUGAAGUUUCAUGGUCAAAACAUCUCAACCUCAAACUAUUCAUAUAAAAGGCUGAAUUUCCACAGCUUUAAUGAUAGAUGGGAAGACCUGUCAAAAUAUGGUGUACGGUUUAUCUAUAAAGAAAAUAAUAAUUCGUUCUCUCAAGAUUUAGAACCAGAAUAUAUCACAUACAGCAAAGAUGAAAAGAAAGCCUAUGUUUGCCUUCAGGAAAACAAUGCAAUAGCAGAAGUAGAUUUAGAGACAGAAAACAUAACAGCAAUUCAUGGACUUGGUUUUAAAGACUGGAGGAAUUCUAAACUUGAUGCCAGUGACAAAGACAAUGGAAUUAAUAUCAGAACACUUCCGGUGUACGGGAUGUAUCAACCUGACGCCAUACAUGUGAUGAAUAUGAACGAUGUUGAAUACAUCAUUACAGCUAACGAAGGAGACAGCAAAGACUACUCCGAUUAUUCUUUGUAUAAGACCGGUUUUAGCGAAGAAACCAGAGCUAAAGAUAUCAUUCUUUCAAAUAACUCCGAAGUGAGAAAGUGGGCGUUGCAGAAUGAUGUGAAGAAUAUAUUGGAUGAUGCAAUUCUAGGUAGGCUUAAAUUAACGAAAGAGAAUGGACGAUUAAACAAUGGUACCUUUGAAAAAUUGUACACAUUUGGUGGACGGGGAUUUUCUGUUUGGAGAACUGAAACAAUGUCUCAAGUUUAUGAUAGUGGAAGUAAUAUAGAGGACACGCAUGCCCAAAGAAGACCUGAUCUUUUCAAUGGAGAAGCAAAGACUGAAGAAGAUAUCAAGGCUACCAUGGAUUCCAGAUCAGACGACAAAGGCCCUGAGAGUGAAAGUCUUACUGUUGCCAAUGAUGGCGAUAAAGUUAUUCUCUUCCUUGGAAACGAAAGACCAGGUUCUAUCAGUAUAUACUCAUUUGAUGGAGAUAUAACCACGCCAAAACUCGAAAGUGUGUUUUGGGACAUACCUACCUCGGAGGGAACAUGGACACAGGCUUUUGACCAGAGAACCAUUAGCUGUAUAGAUCCAGAGGAUCUAAAAUACAUCCCACCAAAUCAAAGUCCAACAGGAAGAUCUCUUUUAUUGGUGGCUGGUUCUGCAAGUGGAACUCUCUCCAUUCUUGAAGUAAAAGGUCUUAACAAUGUUAAUGGUUCAUCUCAAGUCCAUUUAGAUUGGGGCGUGGUCGUCUUCAUUUUCCUGUUAAUAACAGUGUGGAUCUAAAAUAAAUACGCUGUUAUUAUCUUUUUAUGACUGUUAAUUUAAGUUUUUUUUACGUCGAGCAGUGGUUUUCUUUGUUGCAUUUUUCAAUUCAUUUCAAUUGAUACGACAAUACCUGUACAGUUUGUCAACUACCUAUGGGAUCUUUGCUACUGUACAUGUUUGAGAAUGAUUUAAAAAG
Saccostrea echinata is the source of this 1948-nucleotide messenger RNA. Its product is annotated as mesenchyme-specific cell surface glycoprotein-like. The transcript has 12 exons. NCBI's taxonomy places the organism in Eukaryota, Metazoa, Mollusca, Bivalvia, Ostreida, Ostreidae. The coding region runs from base 1 to 1770 and encodes 589 amino acids. The record is from RefSeq and is a predicted model, not a curated record.